CGGGAGAUGACUGUAGACAUUUGAUCUUUUUGAGGCGACUAAGACGCGUCAGAAGUCGGACUAGAGCGGUGUGGGACCGACGGACCAGUUGUCGCAAGAUGUAACGAGACGCGGGCGCUUCUUAUGGCCCGUGGUGUUCUGAGGCGAUUCAAUGAUGAACUGGAAGGAGUCGUCCAUUGGGAAGGUAGAAGAGGCCUAAUUCGGGAGCGCUCUCUUUUAUAAGGACAAAAAUCAAUGACUGUAGAAAACGCUCAAAGGCCUUUCUGUGGUGUGACCGUGACCAGAUUUCUUUUUUCCCGAGCGAGCCUAUUUUGUGGCAGAAUCUGGGACUUCUUUGGCCAUUUUUAUAUCCGAUCGAGCGAUGGCAACGGGCCCGAUCCAGAUCUCCAUCUCUCAGCAACCCCGGUGUCCCUUCAAAAUGUCCGCUGAUUUACUGAAUGCACGGGAACUGGAAUGCCCAGGACGCCGCUCGCUGAAACAUACCGCUUACGCGCAUGUGCUGAUGCGCGUUCACACGCAGGUUUUUUAUCCGGAAUUCACUCCGCAGAACUGUGCCACGUUUUCCUACUUUGGCCAAGUUGUCUUGUGUGUCCAAGAGCGGAUCAUGUGCAGUUCCAAAGAUGCAUGUCCUGUCUCAACCAAAUCUCUGCGAAAUACA
Molecule: messenger RNA, 658 nt
Organism: Mycena citricolor
Lineage: Eukaryota; Fungi; Basidiomycota; Agaricomycetes; Agaricales; Mycenaceae
Source: the annotation of a GenBank genome assembly